Oenanthe melanoleuca is the source of this 708-nucleotide messenger RNA. It is a transcript of the gene SYPL1, whose product is annotated as synaptophysin like 1. Gene Ontology annotation, cellular component: synaptic vesicle; synaptic vesicle membrane. The record is from RefSeq and is a predicted model, not a curated record. Bases 1 to 708 code for a protein of 235 amino acids. Lineage: Eukaryota; Metazoa; Chordata; Aves; Passeriformes; Muscicapidae. The transcript is spliced from 4 exons.
AUGGAGGCAGCGGGACGGGGUGGCGGGGCAGCCGCCGAGAAGGCAGAGCGCAGGCAGAGCGGACGCAGCGCCGAAGGCAGGCUCCGGCCGCCGCCGGGUGCGAGCCGCGAUCGAUGUCCUGCGCCCAGCACAAAAUGGCGCUUUAAAGUCCCGGGCGGGGCCUGCGCGCACCCGCCCCGCGAGCCGCCCGUUGGCCCGUUGAAUACUGCUGUAUUUAGUGCACCAGACCCAAAAGGCUGUGGUGGUACUUGGACAGAUGCCCACCUCAUGGGCAACUUCUCCUCCUCUGCACAGCUCUUUGUUACACUGGCAGCACUGGUGUUCCUCUACUGCAUUACUGCCCUUGUGGUAUAUAUUGGAUAUAACCACGUGUAUCGACACAAUAACAAGGUUCCACUGACUGACUUGGCAAUCAGUGUCUUGACAGCUUUUCUGUGGCUGGUCAGUACUUUUGUUUGGGCAAAGGCUCUGGCUGACAUCAAAGAGUCCACAGGAGCCAGCAUUAUUCCAGGAAUUGAAUCUUGCAAAGCACCAGGAACAACUUGCCACUUUCUUUCUGUGACCAGCAUGGGAUCUCUGAAUGUGUCUGUGGUGUUUGGCUUGCUUAAUAUGAUUUUAUGGGCAGGAAAUGUUUGGCUUUUAUACAAGGACACCAACUUGCACAACCAAUGGAACAGAAUUUCUGAAAGUACAACUGAAGGGGUAUAA